AUGAACUCCCAGUGCGAUGCUAAGGCCAAAACGGCUAAUGUGAUCCUGGAAUACAUAGACAGAGCGGAGAUUCUGCAGGAGCUGGAGGUGCUCACCAUAGACUCCACGGUCUGCAACGGUUGCUACCGGGAAGGAUUACAAAAGCCUGAGGGUGACAACCCCAUUAAAGAUGACAUGAUGUGUUCCGGGUCCAUGGAAGGCUAUAAAGGGACUGCCUGGGGUGACUCUGGGGGACCCCUGGUGUGUGAAAAGGAUGGGACCUGGUACCUUGCUGGGACUGUGAGCUGGUUACUGGUGAGAGAAGUGAAUGGGGUACUUACUAUUUCUCCCGGUUACCCUGCGGUCUACAACCGCCCGAAUGCCCACAACGAUUGGAUCCAGAAGAAUGUGCCUGGUGUGACUUUCAGAGUGGUGAACUUCACUCUGAACAGUGCCAGUCCCCCUACCACCAUCACUCCGAGCAGUGUCCGUCCAUCUACCACCAUCACUUGGAAUAGUGCUGGUCCCUCUGCCACAAUCCCCAGGCUCCUUCUCCUUGCUGUGCUUGUGCGGCUGACUCUCUGACCCCUCUCCUUGAGUGGGACCCCAUCCCACACCAGACCUUCCUCGCCCGCCACGCACAUUGACCAUGUCACUUGUGUGAUCAGUUAUAGUUUUCUAAACCUGAAUUUUAUAAUCAAAUUUAAGUUAGAUUUAAUAUGAUCACUGUUUUGUUUGUUU
This is a messenger RNA of Chelonia mydas (Green sea turtle), 720 nucleotides long. Its product is annotated as brain-specific serine protease 4-like. The record is from RefSeq and is a predicted model, not a curated record. Bases 1 to 564 code for a protein of 187 amino acids. Lineage: Eukaryota; Metazoa; Chordata; Testudines; Cheloniidae. The transcript has 3 exons. Gene Ontology annotation, biological process: proteolysis. Gene Ontology annotation, molecular function: serine-type endopeptidase activity.